GCAGAAUUCAAGAACUCCCCACGACUUAAAGUCCGCUAUUUACACUGCACGUCUGAAUUAAAGCCGCUGUUUUUCAGAUCAAAUGGCUUCUUCACCGCAGAAAAUACCAUCCUCCCCGAAAUCGCCUUCCUCCAGGAAAAAAGAUGACUCCUUUCUGGGAAAACUUGGAGGAACUUUGGCAAGAAGAAAAAAGGCGAAAGAAGUGUCUGAGCUUCAGGAGGAGGGUAUGAAUGCGAUCAACCUGCCUCUGAGUCCCACACCCUUUGAGCUGGACCCUGAAGACACCAUGCUUGAUGAGAAUGAAGUCCGAACCAUGGUUGAUCCCCACUCAAGGAAUGAUCCCAAACUACAAGAGCUAAUGAAGGUGCUCAUUGACUGGAUCAAUGAUGUAUUGGUGGGAGAAAGAAUCAUCGUAAAGGAUCUGGCUGAAGACCUCUAUGAUGGGCAGGUUCUUCAAAAGCUCUUCGAGAAACUGGAGGGAGAGAAGCUGAACGUGGCUGAGGUGACUCAGUGUGAGAUCGCUCAGAAACAGAAGCUGCAGACUGUUCUGGAGAAGAUCAAUGACACUCUCAAAGUUUCCUCCAGGAACAUUAGAUGGAAUGUUGAAUCUGUUCAUGCUAAGAAUAUUGUGGCCAUUCUUCACCUGCUGGUGGCUAUUUCUCAGCAUUUCCGGGCCCCUAUCAGACUCCCCGAACAUGUGUCCAUCCAAGUGGUUGUGGUCCAGAAACGAGAGGGAAUACUUCAGUCUCGGCAGAUACAGGAGGAAAUUACAGGCAACUUUGAGGCACUGUCUGGAAGAUAUGAGCGAGACGCCUUUGACACUCUCUUUGACCACGCGCCAGAUAAACUGAAUGUGGUGAAAAAGACUCUAAUAACAUUCGUGAACAAGCACUUGAACAAGUUAAAUUUGGAAGUGUCGGAGCUGGAAACUCAGUUUGCUGAUGGUGUGUACUUAGUCCUGCUGAUGGGGCUCCUGGAAGGAUACUUCGUGCCCCUCUAUAACUUCUUCCUCAUCCCUGAACAUUUUGAUCACAAGGUCCAUAAUGUUGCUUUUUCUUUUGAACUGAUGCAAGAUGGUGACUUGGAGAAGCCAAAGCCCAGACCAGAAGACAUUGUCAACUGCGACCUCAAGUCUACACUGAGGGUCCUCUACAAUCUCUUCACCAAGUACAGGAAUGUGGAGUGACAGAGAAGCUCCAACAUGCAAAAAUGGCUCGAUUUAUUCAACCAAAAUGCCCAGCGCAUAGUCACAGCUGUAUCAGUAUUAUUAGUAUUUGUCUGUUGAAUUCUUUUCUGUAUUUUUUUGAAGUUUGAAAUUGAGCCUAAACAGUAGGUAUAUUUAUUCAGUUCACAUGAUUUUUUUUUUUUUAUAAAAUUCUGAUUUGUUUAAUUGUUAUUUUAGAAAAGAAUGUACUUGGAAAUAUAGGAAACUUAGACAUACAGUUGGAGUCAUUGAAUUUUUAUCCCCCUGUAUUUGUUUUCCCUCAAUUUCUGUUUAAUGGAGAGUAAACUAUGAUUUUUUCAACACAUUUCUAAACAUCAUAGUUUUAAUAACUCAUUUUUAAUAACUUAUUUAUUUUUAUCUUUGCCAUGAUGACAGUACAAAAUAUUUUACUAGAUGUUUUUUUCCAAGAUGCCUGUAUUCAACUUAAAAAGGCACCUAUUUUACCCCCUUUACCCCUAAGGCACGAUAAGCCUUUGGUGUUUCCAGAAUCUUUCUGUAAAAUUUCAACUCAAAAUUCCUAUCAGAUUGUUUAGCUUCCAGCUUCCUUUUUUGUUGUCUGAGUUUUGUUGUCUGAGUAAAUUGUAGCUGUUUUUGUAGCCUGUGACUGCCCUGCAAAUGUAAAUGUGACUGCAGUGCAAAUGUAAAUGAGCUGCCACUUGUGUGCCUGCUUUUCAAGCUUUAUGUGAGAUAAACAGCAGUCAGUGAUAGACAGAAAUAGAGCUUAUUAGUAAAGAAAAAACAAGUAC
Molecule: messenger RNA, 1971 nt
Organism: Danio rerio (zebrafish)
Lineage: Eukaryota; Metazoa; Chordata; Actinopteri; Cypriniformes; Danionidae
Gene: parvab
Product: parvin, alpha b
Biological process (GO): actin cytoskeleton organization; cell adhesion; actin filament-based process
Cellular component (GO): cytoskeleton; Z disc
Molecular function (GO): actin binding
Source: RefSeq, marked provisional